Molecule: messenger RNA, 1251 nt
Organism: Kazachstania africana CBS 2517
Lineage: Eukaryota; Fungi; Ascomycota; Saccharomycetes; Saccharomycetales; Saccharomycetaceae
Gene: YUR1
Product: mannosyltransferase YUR1
Exons: 1
Coding region: 1-1251 (416 amino acids)
Biological process (GO): cell wall mannoprotein biosynthetic process; protein N-linked glycosylation
Cellular component (GO): Golgi apparatus; membrane
Molecular function (GO): alpha-1,2-mannosyltransferase activity
Source: RefSeq, a predicted model, not a curated record
AUGGGUCCACUCAUUAAGCUUGCUCUUUUAGCAUGUUUUAUCCCACUAAUUUUUGAUUUGACCUCAUCAAACUAUUUCAAAUAUAAGGAGCUAGAGGCAUCUGAUAUAUAUCGGUCAAGAUCAGUUGAUAUACUAGAUUUAAAUUCUAAAUCGAGAAGAUAUUUGAACAAAUUACCAAAAUUAUCCACAAAUACGUACGACGAAUAUCCAUUGAACUACACGCAUAAUAAAACCAAUUUCGAACGUGAGAAUGCUACACUAUUGAUGCUAGUAAGGAACAUGGAAUUGGAUGGGGCUCUUAAAUCAAUGAGAUCAUUAGAAGAUAGAUUUAAUAGGAAUUAUAACUAUGAUUGGACAUUUUUAAACGAUGUUCCCUUUACGGAAGAAUUCAUAGAAGCCACUUCAGCCAUGGCAAGUGGGAAAGCUCAAUACGGGCUAAUUCCAAGUAAUGAUUGGGAUAGGCCCAAUUGGAUCAAUGAAACGAAAUUCGAAUCCAAAAUUAAAGAGAUGGAAGACAAUGGCGUACUCUAUGGCGGUUCUAAAUCUUAUCGAAAUAUGUGUAGAUUUAACUCAGGGUAUUUCUUCAGGCAGGAGCUACUUUCAAAUUAUGACUACUAUUUUAGAGUUGAACCAAAUGUUGAUUAUUUUUGUGACUUCCCAUACGAUCCAUUUAAGAUUAUGAAAGAAAAGCAUAAAAAAUAUGGAUUUGUAAUAACGAUAUAUGAAUAUGAGGAAACUAUCCCGACCCUAUGGGAUGCAGUGGAAGAAUACAUAAAAGUGGACAAUGGUCAAGAUAUUGAUAUGGAAACAAAUGCAGUAAAGUUUAUUACUGAUAAGAGUUUAGUUGGGAGAUAUUAUCCAAUUGUCCAUUCAAAUUCAUCUUACAAUCUAUGCCAUUUUUGGUCAAAUUUUGAAAUUGGUGAUUUGAAUUUUUUCAGAAGUGAAGAGUACAUAAAAUUUUUUGAAUUCUUGGAUGCAACGGGUGGAUUUUACUAUGAAAGAUGGGGUGAUGCACCAGUGCAUAGUAUUCUGGUGUCACUUUUAUUAGAUCGAGAUGAAAUAAUACAUUUUGAUCAAUUAGGGUACACACAUUUACCGUUUGAUACUUGUCCGACAGCUUAUCAUUUACAAUUAGAUCAAAGGUGUCUAUGUGAUCCAGGAAGAGAAGAAAAUAUUGAUAUUACACCGAACAGUUGCUUAAUGAGGUGGUGGAAGAAUGGUGCUGGUAAGAGUUUUAUGAGGGAAGGAUGA